Linum tenue is the source of this 3856-nucleotide messenger RNA. NCBI's taxonomy places the organism in Eukaryota, Viridiplantae, Streptophyta, Magnoliopsida, Malpighiales, Linaceae. The record is from the annotation of a GenBank genome assembly.
UCCUCUCUCCCUCUUCUCUGUUUCCACUCCCCUCUCUCACCUCCACUCUCUUCCUGGGACUGGGUCUGGGACUCUCUCUUUCAUUUUCUCUCAACAGUUUCACAAGCCAGCGAGAGAUUGUAGCUUGCUUUUCCUUCGCCUCUCCCGGUCUCCCCACGGCCCACCCCACCAAAUCCAAACUUUACCUUCCUUCUCACUCCAUUCUCCAGUCCCACCCUUCCCUCCUUUCUGCAACCUCAUUCCUUCCCUUCCUGCAGUUGCAAUCUCUGCGAGUUCCCCACGUUGCUUUCUUCCUCCCAUCUCUCCAGCGUUUGCUGUUCAGCAAUGAGCACCCAGGGGGCUAAAUCUGCCAGAAAUGCGAAACCCACGACCCAAACUCCACAAUCCAGCUCGAGAUCUUCCUCCCUCACCGCCCACAUGGCCAUGGUGGAGCUCAAACAGCGAAUCAUCACUUCCCUCUCUAAGCUCGCCGAUCGGGACACCCAUCAGAUCGCGCUCGAGGAACUCCACUCCAUUAUCAACACCCUCUCCCCUGAAGUCCUCCCAAUGCUCCUCAAUUCCCUCUACGACACCCUCUCCGAGCAGUCCACCGCCAAACCCUCCGUCAAGAAAGAGUCCCUCAACUUGCUCGCCCUCGUUUGCCAGUCCCACCGGGAAUUGACGCUUCCCCAUCUGGCCAAAGUAAUUACCCACAUUGUUAAGAGGCUUAAAGAUUCCGAUUCGGGCGUGAGGGAUGCUUGCCGCGACGCGAUUGGUGUUUUGUCCGGUUUGUAUCUCAAGGGCGGCGGGGAAGGUGAUGGUGGCGAGGGGAAUAAUGGCGGCGGGCAUGUGGUGGGGUUGUUCGUCAGGCCGCUGUUCGAGGCUAUGGGAGAGCAUAACAAAGUUGUGCAGGCGGGCGCUUCGUCUUGUAUGGCUAAAAUGAUUGAGUGCGCUGCUGGCGUGGACAAGGAGGGUUCUGGUCCUGGUGGUGGUGGUGGUGCUCCGGUAGCCGCUUUUCAGAAGCUUUGUUCCAGGAUUUGUAAGCUGCUCAAUGGACAGAAUUUCCAGGCGAAAGCAGCUCUGUUGGGUGUUGUAACCAGUUUGUCCCAGGUAGGAGCAGUUGCUCCACAAAGCUUGCAACCAUUGCUGCAGAGUAUUCACGACUGCCUUAGCAGUACAGAUUGGCCAACACGCAAGGCUGGAGCUGAUGCUUUAACUGCCUUAGCAGUCCAUUCCUGCAGCUUAGUUUCAGCCGAAGCUGCUGAUUCUACAUUCACGGCGCUUGAGGCUUGCCGUUUUGAUAAGAUAAAACCUGUUAGAGAUAGCAUGAAUGAGGCAUUGCAAUUAUGGAAGAAGAUUGCAGGGAAAGGAGGCGAUGGGGUUUCAGAUGACCAGAAAGCUUCCUCUCCAGAGUCAACAGAGAAAGGUUUGAAUGCAAGAAACAGAAGUCUAGAGUCCCCUGCCAUAGAUCUACCUAGUGGCUCUCCCCCAGUCACUAAUUCUGCUGCAAAGGCCCAAUCUGGAAACAUACCAGAUAAGACAGUUGUAAUAUUGAAGAAGAGAGCACCUGCGCUGACAGACAAAGAACCGAACCCAGAAUUCUUCCACAAACUAGAAACAAGAGGCCCUGAUGAAUUGCCUGUUGAAGUUGCUGUCCCUCGUCGGUGCAAUAAUUCCUCUAGUCUAAACAAUGAGGAAGAACCAAUAUCAAACAAUACAGAACUGAAGGAGAGAUCAGAUCCCUCAGCAAAUCACAGGUCUGAUGAGCUGUAUUUCAAUAAUAGGUACCGCAUCAGUGAUAGAGGAACCGUGGGGAGAGAUCCCAAAAGCAGAGCAUUUGAUGAUGAACGGGGUGAUUACAACAAUAGGGGGGAGACUGCUGGAAAUCGCGCUGCAGGUAUCUCCAAAACUGAUGGGCAGUCGGAAGGAUCCUUGGGAAAUAGUAGAGGAAAUUGGUUGGCAAUUCAAAGGCAAUUGCUGCAACUAGAAAGACAACAGACGCAUCUUAUGCAUAUGCUUCAGGAUUUUAUGGGUGGAUCUCAUGAUAGCAUGGUGACCCUGGAAAACAGAGUUCGAGGUCUUGAGAGAGUUGUUGAAGACAUGGCACGAGAUCUGUCUAUGUCCUCUGCUGGUAGGAGGGGUGGUAGCAGCUUUGCCAUGUCUUUUGAUGGUUCAUCUUCUAACCGAUCAUUGGGCAAGUACAAUGGCUUCUCAGAUUAUUCUAGUGCAAUGUACAAUGGUCGGGGUCCUUUUGGGGAUAGAUUUGUGCAAUCUGAUGUGAAUGCUUCAGCUGCGAGGGGGAGAAAUCCGCACUGGAGGGCGGACACAUCUGAUACUUGGGAUUUCCCCUCGUAUGGGUCUAGAAAUGGUCAGGUUGGCUCAAGAAGAGCUCCAGGUGGUGGAAGUGCUCUAGGGUCACCAAAAUCUGAGCAUGAAAAUGAUCAAGUUGGCAGCAGCAGGAGAGGUUGGGAUAAGGGCGGUGGUGGGCCCUCUAGGCUUGGUGAGGGGCCUUCUGCUAGAAGUGUUUGGCAGGCAUCCAAAGAUGAAGCAACUUUGGAAGCCAUCCGCGUUGCUGGGGAUGAUAAUGGAUUGUUAUCACGGACUGCCAGGGUGGCCAUUCCUGAAUUGACUGCUGAAGCCAUGGGAGAUGACAAUGGUGUUGAGCAAGAGCGGGACCCCAUUUGGACUUCAUGGAGUAAUGCCAUGGAUGCCCUAAAAGUUGGUGACAUGGAUACAGCUUAUGCUGAAGUGACUUCCACUGGAGAUGAUAUGUUGCUUGUGAAGAUUAUGGACAGGACGGGACCUGUGGUCGAUCAACUCACGAAUGAAACAGCAUGUGAUGUCUUUCAUGCUAUUGCUCAGUUCUUGCUGGAUCACAAUUUGUUCGACCUCUGUUUCUCUUGGAUUCACCAGGUAUGUCUGUUAUGUCAUUACUCAAACUAACAGGAAGCUGAGAAUAGGCAUAACACUCUGAUAUUUAAAAAUGAAGUGAAGAUAGAAAUUUUCUCAUCCUUUUGGCCUAGACCUGGAUUUUACUUGCAGUGUGUUAUUAGGUUAACGGUAGGGCUAUUUUGCAGAAGUUUGUCAUGAGAAUGGGAGUCUAUAGUUGGUAAAAGUAGGACUGGGAUUGCAAUCAUUCCACUAGGGUGUUCAUUUGCUGGGAACGCAGAAUAGAAUGGGGCUAGCUAUCACCUCCAUUUCUGUCGACUUGGUAUAUGUCUGGAAGUGAGUCUCUUGAUAAUAGUUAGCACCGUUAAUGGGAGCUGCUGUACAGUUAUUCCUCUUUGGAAUUGCAGUGUUUCGGAUACCAUACCGGUUGGUUGUUCUGCUUAAACUAUCUAUCCAUGACAAGCCAGUAUGUAUUUGUCAUGGUUUUGACACAGAUUUGCUAUUCUACUUCAAACUAUUUGCCUAGCUGGUUUGAUCUCUGUUACGGUUUCACAUUUAUCGGGGAUCCGACACUUUUUCUAAGGCGUACCCACUUUUUGCUGUCAGUUGGUAGACAUAGUAAUGGAGAAUGGAGCAGAUGUUCUGGGGAUUCCCAUGGAAUUGAAGAGGGAACUUUUGUUGAACCUACACGAAGCUUCCACGGGAAUCGAUCUGCCAGAGGACUGGGAAGGUGUGGGGCCUGACCAACUCCUGCUGCAGUUGGCAUCAGCUUGGGGCAUUGAACUGCAACAGUUUGACAAGUGAAGCAACUAGCAACUCCUUUAAGUCCAAGAUUGUGAACAUGGAUCCAGUGUCGUGCCAGUUCGAUUUUCUUGCAUGUUUUUGAGCUUUUUGUUGAUAGAUCUAUCAAGUAUUGACCCUGUAUCUUUUUGCAGUUUUCGUUCCUUUUGCUACUUUAUUGGAGAGUUAAAAGGUGUUGUAAAUGGAU